This is a messenger RNA of Diatraea saccharalis (sugarcane borer), 994 nucleotides long. The record is from the annotation of a GenBank genome assembly. NCBI's taxonomy places the organism in Eukaryota, Metazoa, Arthropoda, Insecta, Lepidoptera, Crambidae.
CGGAUUUUAAUGCCGUUUUCAUCAAUAUACAAAGUGAUUCAAGAGGACGGUUUAUACCAUGUAUUAUACAAGGUCAGACGGGCGAACUAACUGACGGAAUGCCAUAUUAUAAAUAAUCCUAUUACAGAAAAAUAAAUUAUAAAGUCAUAUAUAAAAAAAUAAAUUUAAUUUUUAAACUUAAAAAGGCGAAAGUAUUUUUUUAUUUUGUGGAUAAAUUAUCUGCCGUCAGAAUAUUAAAUAUUAAAGCGCUAAACAAGAAAUUUAAUAAUAUAUGAUCUUGGCGCUAAAGAGUAACCACCAAAAAAGAUACCAAAGACUAUAUUGAGCUUCGAUCAACAAUAUUGAGCUAUACGAUACAAGCAUAGACACAAAUAUGUUAACUGGCAGUAUAUUUGUAGAAAAAGCAUAUAAAAGGAAAGAAAAUGCUUCAAUUUUUGACGGCUGCAUUUUGAUAGUUUGGAAUCUUUCAUGGUUAUUUGUAAUUUAACUUUAAAAAAAACAAAACAAAAUUGUUCGAUACUACUGGAAUAAAGUGCCGAUGGCCGAAGAAACUACAAAGGAUGACAACCAGCCGUCUGCUAGUAAAAAAGAAAACCAGAGAACUUCAAUACAAGACCUGUUCAACGACCGACGGAAGUAUGAAGAAAGGCGAGAUGAUCAGAUGUCUAACAGCGAAACCUAUACGUCUGGCUCUUAUUCUACAAGAAGUAGAAUAGGAUUAGUGGACGCAAGACCUGAGGUACCGAAACAACCGAUCGCUAAGAGGGAAGCCAAGACUCUUGAGAGAAAGAAGCGUGGUCGCAAGCCCGGUAGAGUGAACAAGAGACGUAAAUCGCCAACAAGACGCCAGGUAUUGAGGAGGUCGUCGAGGCGUAAAGCGCGUAUUGAGAGAGAUCUAUCAGUGUCCACGAUAUUCAGCAGGCUUUCGUCACAGAGCGAAUGCAAUACGCUCGGAUGUAAGUUCUGCGGUCACCGAUGCUGCCGCAAAAGGUAG